Messenger RNA from Symbiodinium pilosum, 4935 nucleotides. Lineage: Eukaryota; Dinophyceae; Suessiales; Symbiodiniaceae. The record is from the annotation of a GenBank genome assembly.
AUGACAGCACCGAUCGUCCACGCAGAAGGCGAGGCGGUAUCAAUCCAUGAGCACAAUCUUUUAAGUGAGGAAAAAUCUCUCUCGCUGAGCCAGGUACUGGAAGAGACCCUGGCACGCUUCCCAUCCACAAUUGAACUGCACGCACAAGCCGCCGAGGCUCAGGCCUGGCGCUCGCGCGGCCGACACUGGCUGGCUGACUCACCCGCUUUAACGUUUCGUUAUCAAAGCGAUCGUUGGGGUGACAAUAAUCGCCUGGACGAAUAUGAAGCAGGUCUGGAACUACCGCUGUGGCGAUGGGGUGAGCGCACCGCCACGCAAUCGUUAGGCAAAUCCAUGACGGACACAACUGACGCUCACAUCACCGCGCUUCGCUGGGAAGUCGCUGGUCAACUGCGCCAUGCGCUAUGGGCUAUGGCUGCAGCGCAGAACCGGCUGGUCCAAGCUGGCACUGAGUUGGAACACUCUUCGCAGCUGACCAAGUCGGUCACACGUCGCCACGAGUUAGGCGACGUGCCGGAAAGCGACCUGCUCUUAGCCCACAACGCCCUGCUCGAAGCACAAACCCGGCAUGUCAAUGCAGAAGCGUCCUUGCUCGAUGCUGAACGCACAUACCGCAACCUGACAACUCUACGUCAACGACCAGCAUUUAUUACAGAACCCCUCAGCCCGCUGAAAAGUAUUGAUGCAAAUCACCCUGCCCUGGUACUGGCGAACACUCGCCUUGAACGGGCCCAGGCCAACCUUCGCCUCACUGAAAAAAAAGCUAAAGGCAGCCCAAGGCUGCUGAUUGGACCUCGACGUGAGCGUGCAAGCUUCAGUGAUGAAUUUGAAAACAGCAUCGGCAUGACCCUCACCGUUCCCUUUGGUGGCGCCGCACACACCCGCACUGAAACGACGGGCGUUGCGCGAGAAGUUGCAGCAGCUCAAGCAGCCCGCGAUCGCACAGUGCGAACACUUGACCUGCAGUUGCACGAAGCUGCCCACGGCCUGUCGUUAGCAGAAGAAAACCUCACUUUGGCCACUCAACGCAAAGAACUGGCGACACGCAGUGUCAGCGCGGUCACAGCCCACGCUCGAGUUAUAGUGCCGCCGAGCAACGCACUUAUCGCCGGCAGCACUUAUUCCGGUCGAUUAAUUCGUCUGCACGCCGAUGUCGGCGACACCGUAUCCAGCGGCCAGAUACUCGCCGAACUCCAGAGUCCUGACUUCCUCGGGUUGCAGCGUGAGUAUCUUGAUGCACUGUUCAAACGCAAUAUGACAACAACGUCUUUAAACCGCGACAAGCUGCUAUUCAAAGAAGGUAUUGUGUCAGAGCGUCGCCUGCAGGAAACAGAGUCAAACAGCAGGACGGCAAACGCCCAGCUGAACGAACAUCACCAAUUGUUAUUGCUUGGUGGUAUGCAGGCAGCUGACAUCCGCCUGCUAUCAGACCAACAGCGCUUGCACGAUACUGCAUUUAUACGCACGCCAAUAGGCGGUGUUGUCACUGAGCGAAUGGCCGCAAUCGGCGAGCACCUUGAUGCGAUGGCGCCAGUCUUGCGCAUUGUCGAUCUGAGUACUUUGUGGCUUGAAGUUGAGAUUGCCCAGGAGGACCUGAAGUCAAUUACCCCCGGCAUGACGGUGACGGCGGAUAGCGACGACACCUUCGGUGCAACAAUCGAGUCGAUCGGACGAAGUGUUGACCGACGAACUCAGACAGCAACGCUCCGCGCGAAGGUGGACCGUGGCGCAGAGUAUCUGAUGCCCGGUCAGUUUAUCGCCGUGAAGGUGCGCGCCGGCGGGGAAAACAGAGAUCUCCUGUCUGUGCCUUUGAACGCCAUUAUGCGCAGCGGCACAUCUAACUAUGUAUUCGUUCGUACUGAUAAAGGUUUCGAGGCACGUCCUGUCACCCUGUCUGGUGUCAGCCGAGGUAGCGCGUUUAUAUCCCAGGGAAUCGAUGCCGAAACGCCACUGGCAGUUGCGGGUGUUGCCGCGCUGAAAAGUCUCUGGGCCAGCCAGCAAGUGAAGAUUAUAGUGAAGGCACCUGGUAUGACACCCGAAGAAGUGGAAAGUCGCAUCACAGCACCUAUUGAGGUUGAACUACUGGGCAUUCCCCAACAGGUAAUGCUGCGAUCCAUCGCCAAAUACGCGCUAUCAGAUAUUACCGUGGACUUCGCCGAAGGCACUGAUAUCUAUUGGGCACGCCAGCAGGUUGCUGAACGUCUGAGCGGGGUUUGGGAUAGCCUUCCGGCCGACAUCGAAGGUGGCCUCGCGCCAAUGACAACCCCCUUGGGGGAAAUGUUCAUGUUCACCGUCGAUGGUGAAAUCAGUCUGACAGAACGUCGCACGCUGCUCGACUGGGUAAUCCGGCCAGCGCUCCGCACUGUCCCUGGCGUUGCCGAUGUUAACUCUCUGGGCGGCUACGUCCGCAGCUUCGAGGUGAUACCCGACCUGGUCCGGAUGGCAGCAAAAGGUGUAGAUCCGCUGAUGCUUGAGGCAGCACUGUCUCAGAACAACAGAAACGACGGCGCCGGGCGCCUGCAGGAGGGUGAAGAAACCUUAUUGAUCCGUUCUGAAGGCAGCAUUAAGACCCUUAGCGAUGUCAGCGCCAUUGUGGUCAAGAUGAUUGAUGCCACUCCCAUUACGAUAGGUGAUGUCGCAAACGUUAAAAUCGGCGCAAUCACCCGCUACGGGGCUGUUACCCAGGAUGGGCAAUCUGAAGCUGUACAGGGUCUGGUCCUGGGUCUACGAGGCGCAAACGCAGAUGAGGUUGUUAAAGGCGUACGCAGGAAACUCGAUGAAAUCGCCUCCGCAUUGCCUGUCGGCGUGAGCAUUAACGUUUUCUACAAUCGCGGUGAUCUGGUGCAACGCGCCGUCACUACGGUUGCGCAGGCUCUGGCAGAAGCGACCGUGCUGGUCAUUGCACUGCUGAUCCUUUUCCUGGGUAACCUGCGUGCAGCACUCACCGUUGCCUUGGUUUUGCCCCUUGCCGCACUCAUCACUUUUAUCUUGAUGCGGCAGUUUGGCAUGUCUGCAAAUCUGAUGAGUCUGGGCGGCCUGGCCAUAGCCAUUGGCAUGCUGGUGGAUGCCGCCGUUGUUGUGGUUGAAAACAUAACCACUCAGCUGGCUGAUACCCGGAAAUCCCAGCGGCUGCCUCGACUCCACCUUAUUUAUCGAGCGGUGCGCGAAGUGUCUGUACCGGUGGCAUCCGGCAUCGGUAUUAUUAUCGUUGUAUUUUUACCCCUGCUGACACUGCAGGGACUCGAAGGAAAACUGUUUUCCCCGGUUGCACUGGCGAUCGUUUUUGCACUGGCUGGCUCGCUGCUGCUGUCUUUCACCGUGAUUCCAGUGCUGGCAUCUUUUUUACUUGCGCACACACAACACGAGGAACCCUGGUUGCCUCGCAAACUUCAGAGCCUGUAUGAACCCGCGCUGCGCUGGUGUCUGGAUCAUGCACGAUGGAUGGUGUCUGGCGCACUGCUGGGACUGAUCGCUGCGCUUUUCGCGUAUUCAUUCAUCGGCAAAACAUUUAUGCCAACCAUGGAUGAAGGUGACAUCAUCGUGCAACUCGAAAAGCUACCAUCCAUUACCCUGGAAGAGUCGGUUAAUCUCGAUUUGAGGAUUCAGGCAGCGGUUCUUAAAGCAGUCCCGGAAGUCACGCACAUGGUUGCACGCGUUGGCUCAGACGAAAUAGGUAUGGACCCAAUGGGGCUGAACGAAAGCGAUGUCUUCAUGGUCCUGCGGCCAAAAUCAGAAUGGCGCAUGACGACCAAAGCGGAGCUGAUUGAUGCAAUCCGCGUGGUGCUGGAUGGUUUCCCGGGCGUGGCCUACGGCUUCACCCAGCCCAUCGAAAUGCGUACGUCAGAAAUGCUGACCGGCGUGCGCGGAGAUGUUGCCGUCAAAUUGUUCGGUACAGAUCUCGAAAUCCUUAAUGAUAAAGCCAUCGAAAUUGCAGCCGCCCUGCGCACAGUUGUCGGCAGCGAAGACGUCUUUGCCAGUCAGAACGAAGGGGUUGUUUAUUUCGAACUUAGAGUUGAUCGACUGGCUGCAGGCCGUCUGGGGCUCAGCAUCGAAGCCCUGCAACGCAUGCUGCGAACACAAUUUGAAGGUGUCACGCUGGGGAUAGUACAGGAAGGUGUGCAGCGCACCCCGUUGCUGAUUCGCGCCAGCAGCGAAGUCCGCUCUUCUCCGGCCGAAUUCGCGAGCCUGCCUAUCGUUCUGGCGGACGGUAGCAGUGUACCGUUGAAGUCCGUGGCGCAGAUUCACCGUGUCGAGGGCGUGGUUGCUGUCGGACGGGAGCGCGGUCAGCGUUUCACCGUCGUGCGCAGCAAUGUCACCGGUCGCGAUCUGGUUGGGUUUGUCGACGAUGCAAAGGCAAUAGUUUCCCGAGACGUUGUGCUGCCCACGGGUUACUACCUGGAGUGGGGUGGGCAAUUCGAAAAUCAACAGCGGGCGGCAGCACGCCUGUCGGUGGUGGUACCGGUGUCCAUUGGUCUUGUAUUCCUGCUUCUGUUUUCCACGUUCCGUUCGGUGCGACAGGCGUUACUGGUCCUGACAAAUAUUCCUUUUGCAUUGAUUGGGGGUAUUUUUGCACUGGCGCUGACCGGCGAAUAUUUGUCGGUACCGGCUUCGGUUGGUUUCAUCGCGCUGCUGGGGAUCGCCGUAUUAAACGGCGUCGUUAUGGUGUCAUAUUUUAAUCAACUACGCGCACAAGGGCUGGCCAUGUCUGAGGUAGUCAUCGAAGGUGCAAAACGACGCCUCAGGCCAGUGCUGAUGACCGCGAGUAUCGCUGCGUUUGGCCUGGUGCCGCUGCUUUUCGCCAGCGGUCCGGGUUCUGAAAUUCAGCGCCCUCUGGCAAUUGUGGUCAUUGGUGGCCUGAUUACCGCUACUGCAUUGACGCUCAUUAUCCUACCCAUUCUUUAUCGACGUUUUGGUGAACCGGAGGCGACUAAAUGA